CAGCAGCAGCAGCGCCAGAGCCGUCACCAGCAGGAUGAUCUGUGCCUCCAAUCAGUUUUGCGGGAGCCUGGCGAGCCCACUGCUGUGCAAAGAGGUGGACGGACGCUGGUACGUGACGGGCGUGGGCAGCUGGGGUCUGUGCAGCUCGCCGGCUGUGUUCACCAGGCUCUCCAAGAUCCUGGAGUUCGUCAAGCAGACGGCCGUCUGAGACGACACAACUAACUGCGCGGGUUGUAACGCAGAGGUCGCAACCGGGUACCCGAUACCCGUACCCUACCCGAUACCCGGCUACCCGUACCCGGCCGGGUACCCGUUUGUGACCCUGGUGCGGCCGGGUACGGGUAGGCCGUGAGUUACUGGGUGAGUCACCAUUUGUCACUCAUUUCCCAACGUCUUGUCUCUUCUCACAAUUCAAGUUCCUAGAAUCAACCCACCCGCACCUGCAACAUGGCUUCAUCCCAGAGGUCGCAAUCAGGUACCUGAUACCCGUACCCUACCCGUACCCGGCCGGGUACGGGUAGGGUACGGGUACGGCCGGGUACAGCUACGGCCGGGUACGGGUACGGCCGGGUACGGGUACGGGUAAGGAAUCAAAACCCGUUCGCGACCUCUGUUGUAACGGUUGUCGUUGUCGUCUUUGUCUUCUUUCUUAUGUAUCCGGUAUGGGCUUAAUGGAAUGAAUUACACGGAGAUUUAUACCAAUGGAGUUAAUGGUGACCGUGGAUUGGACCCCCCAUCGACCCACGUGACUGCACAGUAGGCCACGUCCACGAAUGGACUAAUCAAUUCAGGGUACAGGGCACCCAUUCAGAUUUGGAUGGACGCUGUACAGCAGGCAUGUCCAAAGUCCGGCCUGCGGGCCAAUCACGGCCCGCGGUCAGAUUUCAUACGGCCUGCAGCUUCGGUCUUAUAACGUGUUAUUUAUGGUUCACCAGCUCUGUCAGAAUAAAAAAAAUCAUAAAACUUUAAGAUGUAAUUCCUCCUUUCACCACACGGUGGCAGCACCAUUCGAAUGCUCUCUGGCUCAGCAUCCGUGCGGCGAACCCUUCUCGAAUCAUUUCUGCCAUGGCGACUGCACAAAAAAAGAGAAAAGUUGACAGUGAGGGCCGCCGCUUUCAGGAGCGGUGGGAAUUACAAUACUUGUUCACUGUAAAUCGAGGAAAUUGUGUUUGUCUAAUUUGUAAAGAGACGGUUGCCUUGUUUAAGGAUUUCAAUGUAAAGAGACACUACGAGACUAAACAUGCUACAACAUACGACAAGCUGACAGGGAGUGACCGCGUUGAAAAAGUUAACAACUCCAAGCUGCUCUGGCAUCGCAACAGCGAUUCUUCACGCGGGCCUGUGAGUCAAAGGAAAACUUCACCAAAGUCAGCUACGAAGUGGCCAUGUUAAUAGCUAAACAUGGCAAACCUUUUACUGAAGGUGCAUUUAUCAAAGACCGUGUCAUGAAAAUGGUGGAGAACAUUUGCCCCGAGAAGAAGCAAGAAUUUAUGAAUGUUUGCCUGGCACGCAACACUGUGGCACGGAGAGUUGAGGACAUGUCGUCAGAUAUUCAGAGACAACUUGGGGACAGGGGAGUGGCUUUUGAUUAUUUCUCAUUAGCCUGCGAUGAAAGCACCGAUGCAUCUGAGACUGCACAACUACUUAUUUUUUAAAGAGGAGUUGAUGACAACAUGAACGUGACAGAGGAGCUGCUUGACCUCAAAAGCCUUAAAGGGCAAACCAGAGGAACAGAUCCGUUCAUUUAUAUUUGUGAAGCUGUUGAUGAUAUGAAACUACCAUGGAGUCAAGUUUCUGGGAUCAUUACCGAUGGUGUGCCUGCCGUGGCUGGUGAGCAAAGUGGAUCGUCCACACUGAUCUGCAAUAAAGUCAGCGAAGAAGCAGGUAACGCUAUUACACUUCACUGUAUCAUUCACCAGCAGGCUCUCUGCGCCAAACAUCUCAAAUUUGACGAUGUUAUGAAACCAGUGGCAAAGGCAAUCAAUUCUAUUCGCUCUAAAGCUCUAUACCACCGACAGUUUCAGCAGUUCUUGCGUGACAUCCAGGCUGAAUACGGUGACGUAGUAUAUCACAACGAUGUAAGGUGGCUAAGUCGGGGGUCCGCACUGCAGCGAUUUUUCUCUCUCAAAGAGGAAAUUGGACAUUUUUUGGAUGAGAAGGGACAACCAAUGGAAGAACUGUUCGAUCCUGUAUGGCUGGCAAAUCUGGCUUUUUUGGUUGACAUGACGAAGCAUCUGAAUGCGCUGAAUGUUAAUCUUCAAGGAAAAGUUGCGGUGGUGAGCCAGCUUUACGCUCACAUCAAGGCCUUUGGAACCAAACUGCAACUUUUCCAAAGACACUUGUCCCAAACAGAGCCCUGCACCGCGCACUUCCCAGCUUUGAAAGAGGUCAUUGACAGGUUCCCACAGGACAACAUCGGUGCGCAAAUGAAGAGUUAUGCAACAGCUAUCCCAUCUCUUUCUGUGGAAUUUAACAAACGCUUUCGGGACUUUGCAGUUAUUGAAAAGGACAUGUUGCUUUUCUCUUCUCCCUUCUCCGUGGACCAUGAUUGUGCUCCUCCACAGCUGCAGUUGGAGCUCAUUGAGCUGCAGUGUGACGAUGAGUGCCACGGAAAACACCAGCAGUGUUCUCUUGUUGACUUUUACCGGCAGCUGGACAAAAGCAGGUUUCCAGGAAUGCGGUCAUUCGCUGAGAAAAUGCUGAGCUUAUUCGGCUCCACAUAUUUGUGUGAGCAAAUAUUCUCAGUCGUGAAUUUAAACAAGAACCGAUUGAGGUCAAGGAAGAGUGACUCCCAUUUGCGUGACAUUUUACACAUCUCAAGCACUGCCCUCAAGCCAGACCUGAUCUCUUUACUGAAAUCUAGAUCUCAGUAUCACCCUUCUCAUUAGUGUCAGCAAGUUAUCUGUUCCUUGAUCAAUCUGAAAUUGAGUGUUUUGAACGGUAACAUCUGUCACUAUUAACAGUGAAAAGCCUAAAGCACACUAAUGCACUUGGACUUAUGGCACUUGUUUUAUUAAACUCUUGAAUAAGAUUUGGUUAUAACUGUCGAUGUUAUGUACCUGUAGAUGUGACAUAAACUAUUGCUUUCUGAAAGAUCUUGUUAAAGACAAGGGCAACAUUCACUUGUUUUAAAAUUUAAUGAUAACAGACCACUUUGCAUUACUUAUAAAUCCUGUUUAAAAUGUUCAUGAGGCAAAUAUAUUUAACUCAUGCAGAUUUAAGGUAUUCUAUACAGUUUGUUCAAUGUUAUGUGACUGAACGAAAGGCAGAAUUGUGUUUCUAGAGUUGUUCGCGUCUGCCUG
Molecule: messenger RNA, 3302 nt
Organism: Lethenteron reissneri (Far Eastern brook lamprey)
Lineage: Eukaryota; Metazoa; Chordata; Hyperoartia; Petromyzontiformes; Petromyzontidae
Product: general transcription factor II-I repeat domain-containing protein 2B-like
Source: RefSeq, a predicted model, not a curated record